This is a messenger RNA of Vanessa atalanta (red admiral), 737 nucleotides long. Its product is annotated as prefoldin subunit 1. The transcript has a single exon. Lineage: Eukaryota; Metazoa; Arthropoda; Insecta; Lepidoptera; Nymphalidae. Gene Ontology annotation, molecular function: protein folding chaperone. Gene Ontology annotation, biological process: protein folding. The record is from RefSeq and is a predicted model, not a curated record. Gene Ontology annotation, cellular component: prefoldin complex; cytoplasm. The coding region runs from base 136 to 522 and encodes 128 amino acids.
AGUGAGUAAGGACAGAUAAACCAAAUGAAAUAUUACUUCAACUUGUGAAUUGUCAAAAAAAAAUUACAAAAUUAUACAUAACCUUACGCCCAACACUCAGUUUCAGAAUUGCUACAAUCCUUGAAAGAUUAAAUAAUGUCUAAGCCUGUGGAUCUGGAAUUAAAAAAAGCGUUCGUGGAGUUGCAAGUCAAAAUGGUCGAGACAAGUAAAAAAAUACAAGUAAUAGACAGUCAAAUCGGAGUAUUGAAGCGAGUUUUGCAACAUGCAGAUAUCACUCAGCGUGAAAUAAGUACCUUACCACCUGGAACUAAAACCUACGAAUCAGUGGGAAGAAUGUUUCUUUUAACAGAUUUAGAUGAAAUUAAAGGUAAUCUAAAGAAUAGAAUAUCACUUUUAUCAACUCGUACUUCCGAUUUAGAGAAUAAUAAACAGUAUUUAGAGAAAAAUCUCAGAGAAAGCGAAGACAACAUCAGAGAAAUGGUACAACAACGAAAGGAACAAAAUGAAAUGAAGUCCACUUAACAUUCAGCUAUAUAACAUUUUUUUCCUUUUUAAGCUACUGUAAUAGUUGUUAUCAAUAUUAAUUAAUAGAAUAAUCUUCGCUUUAUUUAUACUCUAAAUUAUUUGAAAUAUAAAUGUUUAGAUAUACUCACUAACUUACAAAUUUGUAAUUUUAAUAAUAUGUAUUAGUAAUGUUAAAUUCUUAUGUCACAUCAAAAUAAAUAUUUUGCAUUAUG